This is a messenger RNA of Armigeres subalbatus, 2926 nucleotides long. RefSeq names its product basic proline-rich protein-like. NCBI's taxonomy places the organism in Eukaryota, Metazoa, Arthropoda, Insecta, Diptera, Culicidae. The record is from RefSeq and is a predicted model, not a curated record. The coding region runs from base 232 to 2064 and encodes 610 amino acids. The transcript is spliced from 4 exons.
CAAAAAAGAACGAGCAGGACGGGAACAACUUCGAGCUACUUCAAGCUGCUCAUUGGACAGCACUAAUAAGUCACUCUUUUCUGUGCGUGAUUGUCACCUUCGCAUGAAGAUUGUGCCGCUGCUGAUCAAAUCUAGUAAAAAUUGCUAAAAUACGCAGAAGUCGACUGAAGAUUGAGCGCGUUGUCAGCUAAUAGUCAGGUCUGCUGCACAAGCUCCAAACAAAAAACAAACAUGUCGGUCGCCUACUCUCAGCAGCAGCAAUCUCAACAGCCCCCGAAUCCGGGGAACCGAGGUGGACCCGGAGGUCCGAUGAAUCGGGGCCAGGGCCCUCCGCCUAGUCCGAUGCACAUCCAGAAAAUAUUGGAUGAAAACGCCGGAUUGAUCCAAACUAUUCAGGACUUCCAAAAUAUGGGCAAAGCGCACGAGUGUAUGUCCUAUCACGUUGCAUUGCACCGGAAUCUGGUGUACUUGGCCAAUCUGGCGGAUCCGCAGCAUAACAUUCAAGCUUUGUUGCCGCCUCCCCAUGUAUUGCAACACGGUAGUGGUCCUCCAAUGCAUGGAGUUCCUCCUAGUGGUGCGGCCCCAGGGCCAAUGCCAGGUCACGAAGGCGAUCCAACUCAUGGCCCACAGGCCCAAACACCGGGACCGAACCAAUCAGCUGCUCCGGGUGGCGCGCUUCCAGUUGGAGCCGAACAACCGCCGACAGUUCAACCAGGUGUUCAGCCACCACCUCAACCACCCACUAGCCAAGCUCAUCCUCCUCCACCGAAUCAGCAACCAGGCUAUCGUGGAGGUCCUCAAGCGCCUCCACCAACAUCUUCCGCAGGACAAACUGCCGCCAAUCAGGGGCCACCGGCUCCCGGACAACCUGGAAGACCAGGCGUUCCACCGCAGCAACCACCCAUACCACAACAAAACCAAGGUUAUCCUCCUCAGCGCGGUCCCUAUCAACAGCAUGGCCACUAUCCCGGUUAUCCUCCACCGAAUCAACCAUACCAAGGCCAACCAGGCUAUCCACCAUAUGGACCACCCAAUCCUGCUCAAGGCUAUCCUCCUAAUGCUCCCCAAUCAUAUCAUCAUGGUGGAAUGCCUCCAACAACUUCUGGUUCGGCACCUCCACAAGGAUCUCCGUAUCCUACCGCAGGACCUCCACAGGGGCCACAAGGUGGGCCACAACAAGGAAACUACCAACAAGGGCCGCCCAAUUCUCCAGCAUCACAACCGCAAAUGUAUGGACCGCCCGGACAGUAUCCACCACAGCCUGCUGGAGGACCACCGAUGCCACAUGCUUACCCCGGUUAUGGAAGCCCAAAUCCUCCGAAUGCUUAUGGACAGCCACCGUCAGGGUAUGCACCGGCUGGUGGUCAACCAAGCUAUCCUCCGCCACAACAAUAUCCUUCCAGCUAUCCAUCAAGCCAACCUGUUCCUCAUGGUCCUCCAACGACGAGCGCCCCAAGUCAACCAACUUCGGCAAGCGCUCCUUCAACCCAGACGAGCGGCGCACCAACUUACACCAAUCAAUCAAGUCCAGCACCUGGUCAGACCUCUUCGCCCAGUCCGAGCUCGAACGCCCCUCCUGCCAGCGUUUCGCACGCCUCAAUGCCACCAACCACUUCCACAGGUUAUGCAACGGCAGCUCCAGGAGCCCCUGGUCCCGUACCUCCCCAAGCAUACACAUCUCCUCCGGCGGCAGCUGGCCAACAUCCCCCACAAAGCAGCUAUCCUCAACCACAGGCUCCCGGUCAACAGCCGCCGGGCCCGCCACAGUCCUACAGCGCCACGCCACCAUCCACUCAGCACCAACAACCACCAGGCAGUUAUCCCCAAGCAGCUCCAGGAGGGCCCCAAGGACAAGGACCACCCCCAGGCCCGGCUCCGUAUCCUCCCCAUGGCUACCAUCAGCAAGGUUACUCUCCGAUUCCUCCACCCCAGGGUCAAUACCAACAAGCGGCCCAAGGUUAUCAGUAUCAGCGUCCGCCAGGUGGUCAAAUGCCUCCUCCAGGGCCACAGGGCCCUCCGCCCCAGGGAGCCUAUGGCUACGGUUAUGGACAACCACCGCAGUAGAAAGCCGGCAGAUAAUCGCUAAGAGAAUCUCAGCUCUGCAGAAGACUAAAUUUUACGCAACGAACAACGCAGUGCGGCAUUCGACAGGAUACGAACGGGGAUAAUAAGUUCGAUUCUCUGGAUAAAGAUAGGGAACGUUUACUUUUAAUGAGUUUUAUCAUGUUUUUUUUUUUAUUCUUUACAAGGACAACGUUGAGCGGAAAUCUCCAAAACUUCGACCAUAAUGUAAGAGUUUUAGCACAGACAAACAGACAUAACACGUAGAACAUUCAACGAUGACAAAACGACCUCUGUUGUUAACGUCGACUUACACCCUCAUUUUGAUUUUACUCACCAGUGAUUUAAAUUGUAUUGCUGACUCUUUUUUCCCACGGAAAAUUUUACUUUUCAUUAAAAGUGGAACUACUAAAAUUUUGAGUAGUUUCACAUUCAAUAAAAAAGUGAGUAAAACUUCGGUGCUAAAAAAGAAACGGCAAUUCAAUUUUAUUCACUAUUGGGUAAUAAAAUAUGAGGAUGCAAGCGAAACACGAACCAUGUGGCAUGGCGGAAGAGGGCGGUAGUAAGCAAACAUGAAACCCGAGCAAAAUUGAGGCGCGCUACGAAUGGUUACUUGAUCACAACGAACCACUAUUCGAGUCGACCAGUAGAUCGGUGAACGAUGAAAUAUUUUAUGAGUGCUAUAUUGUUAUGUCUGUUUGUAUGUGCUAUUAGGUAAACAAGUUUCACCUAUCCAUUAUUCCAUGUAAGUGCGUAUGAUCGUAUAAGAAUAUAAAGUGUAAUGUUGGAAUAUAAUAUAGUUAAACAUUGUGUAUGGAACAAAAAUGUAUUUUGAGAAUCAAAUAAAGGCAGUUGAAAAACUGGA